Molecule: messenger RNA, 1731 nt
Organism: Fulvia fulva
Lineage: Eukaryota; Fungi; Ascomycota; Dothideomycetes; Mycosphaerellales; Mycosphaerellaceae
Product: putative glycerol kinase
Exons: 2
Coding region: 1-1731 (576 amino acids)
Biological process (GO): glycerol-3-phosphate biosynthetic process; triglyceride metabolic process; glycerol metabolic process
Cellular component (GO): mitochondrion
Molecular function (GO): glycerol kinase activity
Source: RefSeq, a predicted model, not a curated record
AUGGUCAACUUUGAGGAAGCAUCGAAAGCGCUACCGACGAACAUGCCUAGCGCGGAUGGCAAUAUUCUGCAAGAUGCCGCAGCCGCGACACAAAAGGUCGAAAGAACACCGUCGAUCAGCAGUCGGCCUCAAAGGCCAGGCCUUCCACGAUUUACAACCAGCAAGGAAAACGUUCUCGCGCAGUUCUUCAUUGGUGCUAUCGAUCAAGGAACCACCAGUUCCCGAUUCAUCAUUUUUGAUGGCACCGGAGUACCGGUCGCAAGCCAUCAGCAUGAGUUCACGCAACACUACCCCCAAUCAGGCUGGCACGAACACGACCCGAUCGAGCUUGUGAAGAGCGUGCAAGCAUGCAUCAAAAGAGGUACUGCAUCGUUCAUCGAGCAGGGCUACGAUAUCGAUGAUAUCAGAGCUGUGGGCAUCACGAACCAGCGAGAAACGGUCUUGGUGUGGGAUGUUGAGACUGGCCAGCCACUGCACAAUGCAAUCGCGUGGCCCGACACUCGUACGAAAGGACUUGUCAGAGACCUGAAAGAGAAGGAGAAGGCAGAGGGGCUUAACUUGUCGGGGAUGACGGGUAUGCCACUAUCCACAUACCCUUCGGCGGUCAAGUUGGUGUGGUUGCUUCAGAAUGUGCCAAAGGUGAAAGAGGCAUACGAUGAGGGUCGUCUGGCAUUCGGAACUGUUGACACUUGGUUACUCUACAACCUCAACGGCAAGGACAAGCGCUACUUUGUCACGGACAGCACGAACGCUUCGAGAACCAUGUUCAUGAAUCUACACACUGUCAAGUAUGACGAGAAGUUGCUCGAGUUCUUCGAUUUGGACAUCAAUAAACUGCACCUGGCCCGCAUCGUCCCGUCUUCUGAUCCGGAGGCAUACGGCAGGCUUGCGACCGGACCGCUCGGUGGACUCAAGAUCGCAGGGUGUCUAGGUGACCAGUCUGCGGCAUUGGUCGGACAGCAAGGCUUCACACCUGGAAGCGCAAAGAACACAUACGGUACAGGUUGUUUCUUGCUGUACAAUGUUGGUGAGAAGCCAGUCAUAUCUACGCACGGUCUGCUGGCUACCAUUGCAUACGACUUUGGCGGCAAUCGAAAGCCAGUCUAUGCACUGGAGGGUUCAAUCGCCGUGGCAGGAUCUGGUGUCAAGUUCCUCAUGAACAACAUGGGCUUCAUUACCCACUCCCACAAAAUCUCGGACUUGGCAGCUUCCGUCGAUGACAACGGAGGCCUCGUCUUCGUGACUGCAUUCUCCGGUCUCUUCGCUCCCUACUGGAUUGACGACGCCAAGGGCACAAUCUUCGGUAUCACCCAGCACACGCAGCGAGGCCACAUCGCACGAGCAACCCUGGAGGCAACCUGCUUCCAGACCAAGGCCAUUCUCAACGCCAUGGAGAAAGACAGUGGCCACGCCCUUGGCGACUUGGCUGUGGACGGUGGCAUGUCGAACUCCGACCUGUGCAUGCAAACCCAGGCCAACAUUAUCGGCAUCCCAGUUAACCGACCUGCUAUGCGCGAGACGACUGCGCUCGGUGCGGCUAUCGCGGCAGGCUUCGCUGUUGAUAUCUGGAAGGAGUUUAAUGAGUUGAAGGCAAUCAACCAGAAGGAUCGUGCUGUAUUUGAUCCUGAUAUCACGCCCGAGCAGUCGCAGAAGAUGUACAAGAAGUGGUCGCGUGCUGUGGAGAUGUGCCGUGGAUGGCUCGACCCAGAGGAAGGUGGUGAGGACUUCUAG